Molecule: messenger RNA, 4415 nt
Organism: Raphanus sativus (radish)
Lineage: Eukaryota; Viridiplantae; Streptophyta; Magnoliopsida; Brassicales; Brassicaceae
Product: phosphatidylinositol 4-kinase beta 1
Exons: 16
Coding region: 523-3885 (1120 amino acids)
Biological process (GO): phosphatidylinositol phosphate biosynthetic process; phosphatidylinositol-mediated signaling
Cellular component (GO): cytoplasm; membrane
Molecular function (GO): 1-phosphatidylinositol 4-kinase activity
Source: RefSeq, a predicted model, not a curated record
AAUCAAUAAUUACUCUCUCUCUCUCUCUCUCUCUCUCUCGUUGCCUGCCAUUAAACAGCCAAGGACGACGACCGCUUUCGGCAGAGACGACGGAGAUCGGUUCUCGCCGUGUGGCUACUCGUCUCUUCUCGAAUUGAUUUUCUCUUUUCCGAGCAAGCAAUCUUGGAGAAAGACGAAGAAAAAAAGGGAUUUGUUAUUUCGAAUUAGCUGAUCGCUAGGUUCUUAUUCCGUGAGAUCAGCUUUUUGAUCUCGCCUCAAAAAACUCCAGAUCGCCUCCAGUUUCCAGCGAUUGGAUUUGAGUAAGGACACUACGGAAUCUCUUUUUUUCCUUUCGCGAUUAGGUUUAGGUUCGGGAGAAGCUUAGCAUUUUGUAAACCCCCCGAGAUUCGAGCUUCUGAGAGAGAGAGAGAGAGAGGCGGUUAGGUUUUAAUGAGUGAAGGUUUACUGAUAAUCAUCCCAGGGUUUACUGGAUCUGGAUGAUUUUACGUUUUGACUGAUCAGCAACAACAAAAAUAAAAAAAAAUGUCGAUGGGAAGGUUUCUAUCUCUGGUGAGAGGAGACUCGGCUGAGUCACCACGUGAGAUCACCACCACGCACAGUAAUCUCGUUGGCGAGUCCGGUUCUAACGGUUGGCUUAUUAGGUUUUUCGACUCUGCCUUCUUCUGCGAGUGGAUUGCUGUUAGUUAUCUCUACAAGCACCCUCACGCUGGUGUUAGGGACUACUUGUGCAAUAGGAUGUAUACGCUUCCCUUGUCAGGUAUCGAGAGUUACCUCUUCCAGAUCUGUUACAUGAUGGUGCACAAACCGAGCCCUUCGCUUGAUAAGUUUGUGAUUGAUAUCUGUGCCAAGUCGUUGAAGAUCGCGCUGAAAGUGCAUUGGUUUUUGUUGGCUGAGCUGGAGGAUUCUGAUGAUAAUGAAGGCAUCGGUAGGAUUCAGGAGAAGUGUCAGAUCGCGGCUACUCUGAUGGGUGAGUGGUCUCCUCUUAUGCGUCCGCAGGGUGAGGUUUCGACUCCCGGGAGCAAGAAUCAGGUCCUGAGUAGACUCUUGUCGUCGAAACAGAAGCUCUUCUCGUUGAACUUAUCUCCGCCUUCACAGAAGUCUUUGUCAUUCUCGCCUUCACCAGGGGGCAGCAACAUGCAGGAUGAUGGUAGUCAGUUACCGUCUGAGGAUAAUAAGAUUUUUAAGAAACUUAUCCCGAGUCCUAAAGUUAGGGAUGCUUUAAUGUUUAGGAAGUCGGUUGAGAAAGAUGAUGAAGAGAGUGAAAAGGAAGGAUUCUUCAAGAGGCUCAUGAGGGACAGCAAAGGUGACGGUGAUGAACCAACAUCUAACUCGGAGGGCUUCUUUAAGCGCCUUAUGAAAGACGGUAAGUCAGAAGACGAGGAGAUAACAAACAGUUCCGAGGGGUUCUUUAAGAGGCUCUUGAGUAGUAAAGGAGAAAACGAGGAAUUGACAUCGAGUUCAGAUGGGCUGUUUAAGAGAUUGUUACGAGAUAAUAAGGGGGAUGAAGAGGAAUUGAGUGCAAACUCGGAGAGCUUUUUCAAGAGGUUAUUACGGGAGAAUAAAAACGAGGAUGAGGAAUCAAUUGCAAACUCAGAAGGGUUCUUCAAGAAACUAUUCCGUGACAGCAAAAACGAGGAAGAGAAAGGUCCUAAAUCAGUGGAUGAUGAGGACAAAGAUGGGUUCCUUAAGAAACUUUUCAAGGAUAAAUCUGAUGACAAAAGACAGGCUAAUGAAAAGAAAGAGACGAAUAGAGCAGUGCUCGCUGAUGAUAAAUCUGGUGAAGAGGAUGAAAGGGAGGGUUUCUUUAAAAAGUUCUUUAAGGAAAAGCCUGACGACAAGAAAGACACUGUCAAAGCUGAUGACGGGAAUGAAAGCGAGGGUGAUGAAUCUCCAGAAUUUUCUCUGUUCAAAAGAUUAUUCCGUAUACACCCAGAAGAUGCAAAACCUACUUCAGAAAAUGGAAAUACCAGCAAUGGCUUAGUUGAAAGCAGUCCUGGGACGGAGAACUUCUUCCGUAAAUUGUUUAGAGAUCGUGACCAGUCUGUUGAAGAUUCUGAGAUAUUUGGAUCAAAGAAACACAAAGAGAAGCGGCCAGGUUCACCUAGACAGCGGGAUGAUACUCCAUCUGGUAAGCCCCCACUACCAAACAAUACCGCAUCACACUUCAGGAAAGGGGCUUACCAUGAGUCGUUGGAGUUUGUACAAGCGUUGUGUGAAACAUCGUAUGGCUUGGUAGAUAUCUUUCCGAUUGAAGAUCGGAAGAUUGCUCUUCGGGAGUCUCUUGCAGAGAUUAAUUUUCAUUUAUCUGAAGCUGAAACCACCGGAGGAAUAUGUUUUCCAAUGGGGAGAGGAGUUUAUCGUGUUGUUCAUAUUCCUGAAGACGAAUCCAUUCUUUUGAAUUCUAGAGAAAAAGCGCCGUACAUGAUUUCCGUAGAAGUUUUGAAAGCAGAAGCACCAAGUGGUAAAGAUGCAUCUAACUCCCAGAAGCUUUCUAAAGGGGGCAUUCCAUUGGCCAAUGGGGACGCAUUCUUGCAAAAGCCACCUCCAUGGGCUUAUCCACUGUGGACAACUCAGGAGGUUUAUCGCAACAGUGCUGACAGAAUGUCGCUAUCCACUGCCCAAGCAAUUGAUCAAGCAAUGACUCCCAAGUCAGAGGUGAAGGUGAAGCUUGUCAAUGUGAGCCUCUCAGUGGAGAAUCUUGAAUCACUGAGUGAUCCAUUUGAUGAUGUUCUGUCUGAGGCCCCACGAACUGGGCUGAACACUGAUCUUCAGUGGGUUAGGGUGGUCGUGACGGCUGACCCAGGACUUCGAAUGGAAAGCAUUCCUGAUCUAGCAGCCCCACGUAAAAAGGAACAUCGUCGUGUUCCAAGUACUGUUGCCAUGGAGGAAGUAAGGGCUGCUGCAGCGAAGGGAGAAGCACCUCUAGGCCUUCCUCUCAAAGGGGCUGGUCAGGAGGAUUCGUCGGAUGCACAACCAAGGGCCAAUGGUGGAAUGUUAAAGGAAGGUGAUGCUUUAUCUGGUGAACUAUGGGAGGAAAAGCGAGAGAGAAUUCGUAAAGCUUCAAUAUACGGAAAAUUACCUGGUUGGGACCUGCGUUCUAUCAUAGUGAAGAGCGGUGAUGACUGUCGGCAGGAACAUCUUGCUGUGCAACUCAUUUCUCACUUUUAUGACAUAUUCCAAGAAGCAGGUCUACCCCUCUGGUUACGUCCUUAUGAAGUUUUGGUUACAUCUUCGUAUACUGCCCUUAUAGAAACAAUUCCUGAUACGGCUUCUAUUCAUUCUAUCAAAAGUAGAUAUCCCAACAUCACGAGCCUACGUGAUUUCUUUGCUGCAAAGUAUAAAGAAAACUCUCCGAGUUUUAAGCUCGCCCAGAGGAAUUUUGUUGAGAGUAUGGCAGGAUAUUCUUUGGUCUGUUACCUUCUGCAGAUAAAAGAUCGUCAUAAUGGAAAUCUUCUCUUGGAUGAAGAGGGUCACGUUAUACACAUUGAUUUUGGUUUUAUGCUUUCGAAUUCUCCUGGUGGUGUGAACUUUGAGAGUGCUCCGUUUAAGUUAACACGUGAACUUCUUGAGGUCAUGGACUCUGAUGCCGAUGGGGUUCCAAGUGAGUUCUUUGACUAUUUCAAGGUGCUAUGCAUUCAAGGAUUCCUUACAUGUAGAAAGCACGCUGAGCGAAUUAUACUCUUAGUUGAAAUGCUACAGGACUCGGGGUUCCCUUGCUUCAAAGGUGGUCCACGGACCAUUCAAAACCUAAGAAAGCGAUUCCAUCUAAGCCUAACCGAAGAACAAUGUGUCUCUUUGGUGCUAUCUCUCAUCAGCAGUAGCUUAGAUGCUUGGCGAACACGGCAGUAUGAUUACUACCAAAGGGUCUUAAAUGGAAUAUUGUGAUGUUCCCAUUAGCUAUUUUACAGAGAGAACAAGCAUAACAAGGGGUAAAAACUCAAAAACAUACAUUGGUAUGUUGGGUUAAAACGCCUACAAACCAUUUGCGUUUUUUGAGGAUCCCUUUUGUCAUAGUUGCAGCAAUCAGAAUCCUUCCAAGGGCAGAAAAAGCGUUUCACCUGAGGAGAAGCGGUCAACAACAUGUGCGCUCACGCGUGAGUGGGAGAAGAAACCAGUCACACGUGUGACUCACACGUAGAAGGAAAGAAAUCACACUGUACAGAAUGAUUUUUGCUGAGGUUUGAUUGUUUUAUCUUUACUUUGCUUACUACUUGCAGAAGAAAAGCGAAAGGGCAAAUGCCUGGCUUCCUUCCAAAAGUUUCUAAACAAAACCCUUUUGGAGAGAACAAGAAAGGGUUAUGUUUUUAUUUUGUUCUUUUUAUCCCCUACUGAAAACUGAUGGUGUGAUAUUGUUGUAUAAAUUGUGUAUUAUCUUUUGUUAAAUUAGAAUAUGAGCAAGAACAUAUAUGGUCGAA